GUCAUUGCGUAUGACGUAUAUGGAAAAACAGGAAGUAUGGGUGGCGGCUACCAGGCUAGCUCAGGGCUAACUAUUGGAAAUGAAUCUGUUAACGAAAUUUGUUGUGUGUUUCUUUCCCGAUCAGAAAAAAGAUAGACCUUUGUUCACGGUAAGUUAAUAUGUAGGAUAGGUCAACAACUGUUGCCUGUCAAUUGUCUGUAAAGGUCUAGUUUGUUCACGAAGUUUUCUAGUUUAUGCAGUAAUGUAUUUGGAUCGGCAUAUUAUGAUGACAGUUUUAAAUCCCAUAUCAUUAAUAUAUUACAAAUGAUAUGAUUCAUGAUAUAAUGAAUGAAGAAAUAUGGUCGUCAAUGGUGAAAAUAACGACAAUAAAGAUAACAGUUUUGGUCAUUUUUGAGCAAAGUUCGCCCAAAUCAAUCGGUUCAUGUUUCCACAAUGAAUGCACUUCUCCCAUUUUUUUUCUACAUUGAAUUAACUUGUUAAUUUAAAGUCGGGCAGCUAAUCGUUAAAAGUUAAGAUGUCUUACUAAAUUGUAAGUAUGGUGAAUUAUUAAAACUGAUUGGUUUUGUCCUAGUGAGUGGCACAGCCAUUAAAAACGUCUACCAUGGGCCAACGACGAAGAUCAGCCGUGAAAGCCCCCUCAUCGCCGAGUGUUUCUGCAGCUGGAGAGGUUGCCAGAGUUCCACACAAGAAGCACAAAAUCUGCAUGGUUUCCGACUUCUUCUACCCAAAUAUGGGAGGAGUAGAGAGCCACAUCUACCAGCUUUCCCAGUGCUUGAUUGAAAAGGGACACAAAGUGGUGAUUGCCACCCAUGCCUAUGGAAGAAGGAAGGGAGUCAGGUACCUGACUAACGGACUGAAGGUCUACUACCUCCCCCUGCAGGUGAUGUACAACCAGUCUACAUCCACCACCGUCUUCCACAGUCUCCCACUACUGCGCUGUGUGUUUGUGAGGGAAGGCAUCACUGUUGUGCAUGCACACAGCUCAUUCUCUGCCAUGGCCCAUGAUGCACUGUUCCACGCUAAGACCAUGGGCCUGAACACGGUAUGAGACCUAUCACCAGAAAGCUCUUAAAAGCCAUAUAGUAUGUUAAAUUGUUUGCAAAACAACUGAACUGCAGAGUUUUGAUUUUUACAGGUGUUCACUGACCACUCACUCUUCGGCUUUGCUGAUGUGAGCUCUGUGCUGACCAACAAGCUUCUGACCGUGUCAUUGUGUGACACCAACCACAUUGUGUGCGUUUCAUACACAAGUAAGGAAAACACAGUGCUCCGUGCAGCACUCAACCCAGAGAUAGUGUCUGUUAUUCCCAAUGCUGUUGACCCUACAGACUUCACUCCUGACCCAUCCCAGCGCCAAGAUGACACCAUCACUAUUGUUGUCAUCAGCCGCCUUGUCUACCGCAAAGGUACUAAAAGAAACUUCUGCGUGUGACAUUUCAGUGUCUUUGCUCCAGUUUCUACUGGUAACAUUCAAGCUGUAAUUGAAGUCAACAGUCUGGCAUGUUGAAUGAGACACUGCAGCUUUUUUCAGCACAAAGUAAGAGCCCCAGCACUGGUGUUACAGUAGGUGUAGAUAUGUAAAACAUUAACCAACUUAAGUGUUUAAUGAGUACUUGAGCAGGGGGUUAACUGAUAGCUUAAAAAAUGAUACAAAAGUCAGUCACAUAUUAACUUCCUUUUCUCCCGUCAAGGAACUGAUCUCCUUGGUGGAAUAAUCCCAGAACUCUGCCUCAAACAUCCAGAUCUACAUUUCCUCAUUGGUGGAGAAGGACCAAAGAGAAUUGUGCUUGAAGAAGUGAGGGAGAAAUACCAACUUCAUGACAGGUACAGGCUUCAUGCUCAUUUUCUAACAAUAACACUGAUGAAGAUGUACCAAUUUAAGCACAUACAGGUUGUGCUCUCUGUAUUGAUAUUUCAUAAUGAGAUAAAGGGAAAAAAAUCCAGAUGCCAGUUUAUCUACGAAAUCGCUGACACAAAUUUUUGCUAAAAACACUUUUCAACUAUGGACUAACAGGCAAUUGUCUUACUUGGAUGUUUGUAAAAAGUGUACAGUCUUAAAUAAGGGUUGUUGUAUUCUGUUGUCAAUGUAAAUGGGGGAGCAAGCAAGACAGUAUAGGACAGUGCUCUCAGUUUGUGUGUUAAGUCUACACUGUUAACAUGCCAGAAUGUUCAGUCACACAGAACGAAUUAUAUAUUUUGAUUUAGCACCAAAAAAGCUGGCCUGAUGUUGGAGAAUUUCAACAUUAGUUUUGUGGAACAUCUGAAUAAACAGCAACUUCUGGUUUGUUAACCUUCUAGCUGGACAUAGUCAGGGUAAAAAAAAGAGCCCACAGCAAACUAGUUUCAUGAAUUGAUUGCAAUUUGAGUGCAGAAAGCUGGUAUGUCAUUCUUUAACCUUUAUUGUUUAUGUCGUGACUUGCUGCUUUGAGUAAUUGUGAAAAAAAUUACAGUUAAACUCGAUAUUAUUUUCCUGCCAUGACACAGUGAUUUACCUAUUUACUGCAAGCGUUUUUAACUUUUAUUUGAAAGGCAUGUGUUUUUUUUAUCGCGAGAUUGAACUUUUAAAAUAAGCAUAACUCUUUCACCAGCUAUUGACACAAGCUUGACAAAAUGUGCUGAAACAAUCUGUUGCUGUUGUAACAUUUAUCCAUCUCAAAUAAGUUGUAAAUCUUGCUGUACUGUUCAGAGUUAAGAAUGUAUUGACAAAGUAUCUAGAAUAGAGGCCUAGAGAAACAGGCUUGAUAAGUGUUUUAUGUUUUCUAACUACUGUAACAUUGGUCACUGCAGGGUGCGUCUGCUGGGAGCUUUGGAGCAUAAAGAUGUUCGGGGAGUGCUGGUGCAGGGUCACAUUUUCCUCAACACUUCUCUGACUGAAGCAUUCUGCAUGGCUAUCGUAGAGGGAGCCAGCUGUGGACUUCAGGUUUGUACCCACUGAUACGGCAGUUUAAGUCAGGGACAUCAUUUCAAAUGUGGGUAUGAUUUCACAUGUAGAGGAGUAAGAUACUCAUCUCCCCCAAUAACUAGGUCACUAAAGACAUUUAAGUGAUACUGAACAUUAGGAAAACCUCUGCACCGAUGGCUAUAAAAUGACAAGAUUAAGAUCUUGUUUUUUUAGUUUACCUGGACUUGAGGCUGGGUAUGGUAUCUACACAAAAAUCUAUGUUGGUGUAGGAUUGAUCAUCAAGUUUCAGGCAUCAAUGAGAACCAGGAUUCACAUUAUGAUUCUCCCUGGAUUCGUUCAAAUUUUUACAUUUUGAUUCCAAGUUUUGCUUUUUUUAACUUAAAUAUCCAACUAGCGUUAGUCUUUGUUCUUUUUCAUAGACAAAUGACCUGACAACAAAGGUCAGUUUUUUUAUACUGGUUGAAAAUAGCCCUGUGAGAAAUUUAUAGUGAAGUUCAUAAAAGGUCAUUUAAUUAAAAAAUUCAAGUUCAGACAUUUUAUCCAGAAAGAACUCUGGUUACCGCCUCAUUUAAAAGAUGCACUUUUCCUUUCCUGCCUUUUGAAAGAAUCAGAAUAGGGAAUCAUUAGAAACAUGAAUCAGAAUGAGGAAUCGGAACUUGAAUUGUUCAAAUUCAAAUGAUGCCCAACCCUAGUUGUAUGUGGUUUUAGCUUCAGCAGAGCACACAUCUGUCUGGCCAAGCUUAACAGGGAUACAGGGUGUGGUCAGAAACUGUGAUAGCCCUAGACGGCCAAUACUUAAGCUUCUUUUCCUAAGCUAAUUUAAGCAAAGACAAAUUUAUAUUUGCAUUAUUUUUUGUAAGACAGAGGAACACCACGGCAGAUUCUCACAUUGUGGAUGAUGUUUCCUUCCUAAGGUGGUAAGCACCCGAGUGGGGGGUAUUCCCGAGGUGCUACCUGACGACCUGAUUACCCUGUGCGAGCCAACAGUGCGGUCGUUAUGUGCUGGUCUGGAGACAGUCAUUGCCAAGCAGCGUUCAGGGUCUGUCCCCUCCCCCGCCUCCAUUCAUGCAAAAGUGAGAAACCUCUACACCUGGAGAAAUGUUGCAGAAAGGACUGAAAAGGUGGGUCAAUCAACACCAAAGCCAUAUCCUCUCAGACAGCACUAGACUUAAGCACACAGUUUGAGAGGAGAACUACACAUUGACACUAUGCCUCACUAUAGUGCCUCCAUGUGUUACACUUAACAAAUAUUCUCCCUUGAACAGUCAGUAUAUAAGAGCCGACUGAAUUAUGUUAUUUCAGGUAAUCAGUAUAUCAAUAUCCAAUUGGUUAUUGUGCGAUACAUUUGUGAUGAAAGUGUAUUGUUCUUUCUGGAUUGUAAAGGUGUGUGAGUUAGAUUGGAAAAAUGCAGACCCACACAUGUAGUCAGCAGGCCAAUGAAGGUUUUUCUGUCUGUCUGUCCCUUUUCAGGUAUAUGAUCGAGUGGCUGGAGAGGAGGUGCUCCCCCUGGACAGACGGCUACAAAGACUGAGGACUCACUGUGGACCUGUUGCUGGCUCUAUCUUUGCACUUUUCGCUGUUAUGGACUUUCUCUUCGUGCUGCUCCUGCAGUGGCUGGUGCCAGAUCGUUUCAUGGACAUGGCUGUGGACGCCACUGGCCCCCAGGGAUUGUGGAGGCAGGAAAAGAGCAGAAAAGAUAGUGCCAUUAAUUGAAACACAGAUGCCAUUAUAACUUUCAGUCCAAACUUUUGUUUUUUUUCCAUGGUUGAACUGAAGUUAAAAGACAUGGCGGCUGAAUGCAAAAAGUGCUCACAGUGACUUCUUAACUGUUUACAUGUACUCAUCAAAGGGGACGUAAUAUAAAGUAUAAAAAAAUCAGAAUUAAUUUUUUAUAUUCUUGUGAAUUGAGCUCAAACCUGUGGAAUUUAGGGAGAUUUAGGAAGCAUGUUUGCACAGAAUGACCUGCACUGCACAGGAAGAAUUAAAGGGUUAAGUUACUGCACACGGAUGGGGAUAAUUCGCAGCAGUAACCUACUCUCAGUUCACAUGCAUACCUCAUCUACAGUAGAGUAAGGGUUUUUAUUAAGAAGAGUCCCAAUUUGUGCAAAGCUGAGCAUCUCUGCAAUCUCCAUAUGUCUGUUUUGUUAAAUUAAGGCCAUUACUUUGCUUAAAAUGAGAUGUUACAUAUCUAUAAGAUAACUUUGGGUUUCUGCUGAUAACUGUUCGAUACUCAGGCCAGCCACUUUGGAAAAUAAAGCACACUGUUGCUAUGUUUCA
Messenger RNA from Xyrichtys novacula (pearly razorfish), 5179 nucleotides. The record is from the annotation of a GenBank genome assembly. NCBI's taxonomy places the organism in Eukaryota, Metazoa, Chordata, Actinopteri, Labriformes, Labridae.